Caenorhabditis auriculariae is the source of this 4899-nucleotide messenger RNA. NCBI's taxonomy places the organism in Eukaryota, Metazoa, Nematoda, Chromadorea, Rhabditida, Rhabditidae. The record is from the annotation of a GenBank genome assembly.
AUGUUGCGUUAUCGUUUCCUGAAACAGAAGCUCCCGUUUUUAUUCGUCAUAGCCUUUCUUUUCCUGUUGAAUCAUUACUUUGUUGGCCAACGGGAGAAUGGAGAAGCCGUAUCGAGCAGGAAAAAGAUCGAUGAGACACAUAAUGAGGUAUUCAGUCGUUAUUUAAAACUUAGUAGGAAUUGAUUUUCAUUGUUCAUUGAAUUCUCAUAAUUUUCAGGAAUUAAAAGACUGCGCUGCUCAAGAACACCAAUGCGUAGCAGAUAACGGGAAGCCGAUGAAAUGCUGGAAAGACGCCACGGACGUCUUUUUUCCUUUUUCUUUCAUCAGGAAGAGGUUCGACGUCACCGGCAAGGCUUCAAGAGGUCUUACUUUUCUUCAAAAGCGUCUUAUAUAUUGAUAAGAGUUAAAAGAAAUACUUUUGGAUUAUAAUCUUCCAAGUACAUAUAGCUUCCUAUUUUCAAUUUCUCUCAAAAUAUUCUCUUCCAACAGCAAAGUGCAUUUACGCAAAUAUCCUCCGUGCAAUGUACGAUAAGUUUUUCCUGAACACAGUGAGAGAAGUAGAUCUUCAAAUAAAUGCUGCGAAAGAACGAGAUGGGUUGCUGAUUUUUACAAUAGUUGCUCUGAGUGAAGAAAAGUUCUAUGAGCGAAAAUAAACAAGAAUAGGAUUCAAUUCAAUUCAAUUCAAUUUAUUCAGUCUUCAGAGUAAGAUUAAGAAAAUCUCUGCUGAAUCAUGGUAUAAUCGAAGAGUUAGUCGUCGGCGCGGGUUACGGUCCACAAUCGUUGUCCAAUACGUCCCGGAGUGACAGCUAGCGUUGGGAAAUAAUGUGCGCCCGCUGGUAGUACCAGCGAAUAAACUGCUUCACCAUGUUGGAACAGUACAACGCCCAGCUUGUCCAGGGCUGACGGGCGUCGGAAUAUUAUCCCAUGAGAGAGCGCAAUCAGACCGACUAGUCGACGGGAUGAAAUGAGAUAAUAAUCUCGGGAUGAAAUGAGAUAAUAAUCUCGGGAUGAAAUGAGAUAAUAUUCUUCUUAUAAUAAUUAUCUUAUUAUUAUUAUUAUAAGAAUAGGAUAAUGGUUCCAAUCAUUUUUUGCACCUCUCAGAACAGUUUUUCACUACGAACAUUGGUCAUUCAAAGAAUAAAUAGAGCAUUGGGAAAUUGUUUCGUUACACACUAAAACGUGUAAAUGAAAUUAUCUACUUUUUUCACUUCCAGAUGAAAAGUCUUUUGAAAUGUUCACGUCAUACUCGAAGAUACGGUUGCCGGAAGGACCCUACGAUCCGAAAGGACCUUUCGGACAUUUCGCGACUUACAGCGUCGAAACACGCGAACGCGUACGUUGUAUCAGUGGAGCCAGCGGUUUUCUUGUUUUUUUUUUCUAUCCUGAUGAUUCAUUCCCCCGUCUAGGAGUACCUAUGUCAACUCAAUGGGAUCCGAAACCUUACUACUACCCCAUUCAAAUCGCUCAAUACGGUCUUCAGCACUACAGCCGAUUGAAAACAGGUUGGAAAACAAGGGAUAUUUUUUUCAAGCAUCGAUCCAGCGAACUUUUCACACUCGGAGGUUGUUCUGGGUAGGAUGAAUCCGGAGUGGAAGGGAGCUGCGGGAAUGGACGAGACUUCGGAGCGCCUUUUCUACAGACAUGAAGAAGUCGGCCCGGUUGUCAACAUCACUGCAGCAGGUUUUUUCCUGUUUCACGAAAUUAAUAUUAUUUUAAAUUCAAUUAGGCGUUCAAGCUUUUAAUCUGCUAUUGGGAACUUGUUUUUAUUUGUAGUUCACUCAUUUUUUCUUUUAUUUUUCUUCUAAUCGCUUCACCUAGUCGAAAAGCGAAAUUCUUGCAAAAAUAUUUUGCCCAAAAUUUCAAAAGUUUCAACAUUUUGUGCGCGAAUAGAGACCAAAGCAGAGUUUCAUGCGUCGAUUUCGAUGCAAAAAAGAUAGUUUGGACUUUUCGACCUCUUGAUAAAAAAAAAAGGAAUUUCUUGCGUUGGCAAUAGUUUGGCGUAAAAAUAUGUGUUUUAGGAUCUCUAUCCAACUCUGGAGCUUACGUUUAUUUGGAUAAGACACCGGAUUUGCACAUAAUAUCGCUGAAAUGGCUUCCCAUAGAGAAUGCUUCCUUCACGAUUCUUGUCAAGGCAAUUUCCUUUUCUUUUUCAAAUUUUUCAUGAUAGGGGCUUUUAGCUGCGGGAAAAUGAUCUUCUAGUUUUGCUUAACUACGUUUUCGGAGAAGACGAUCGCUGUGUUUGGAACGACGACGAGAAAGCUUCAAUAUCCACAGGACAGGUACAUUUCCCGCUUUUCUAUGAAGAUUUCAUAAAACAGUUGAAAGGAAAAUAAAAAUUGUAGAACUAGAAAACGAAAAAAACAUUUUUUCGAAUCCUUUUUCAUUGGUCGUGAUUUUUGUUCAAUUCUGUCGGGUGACCUUCAUAAGUCGAUUUUUUUCGUUAGGAAGAUGUGCAGUAUUACAUAUACUCAACUAUUUUAAUUUUUUGUACCCUUCAUCAAACCAAGCAUGUAUUUUCCAUUUCUCAUCAUUCAAAAUCGAGCCAUAAACAAUGAAAUUGGCGUUCAAUGAACAAUGUUAAAAAUCAUGAAAAUUUUCGAAUUAGUUUUUCGAAUCAAUUGAAGUGGGAACGAAGUAGAAGCCUCGACAAAAGACGAAAAAAAAGGAGUUAUAGAAAAUACGUGGAAAAUAGGUAUCGUUCUCUUUCUGUAUGGGAGCGAUGCGGUCGGAGUGGCAAAAAGUGAGCAGAGACGUUUUGGUCGACGCAGCGCGCGCCUUGUCGUCCGGGGCCACCAAAAAGAAAUCGCAGAAUUGGAUCUUCCAUCCAGGUUUCUUCGUCUUUCGCUUUCUUUUCGAAUUUAUACGAAAAGAAAAACCCACAUUCUAUUUUUUUUUUUAUUUUUUGACGAUUUAAACUUGCGUCAGCAUUCAAUUUUGUUACUUUUUUUUAACGGCCAGAAGAAAUGUGAUCUUUUCCGAUUAGAAAAUUUGAUUUUCUGUAUUAGAGGAAUUUGGAAUUUUUCCAACAUUUUACAAGAUUUUUUUCUACCUGUUUUUUUGGAAUUUUUAUGUCGGGUGCUUUAACACAAUAGAAAUUUUUUUCUUAAAACUAAAAAGCUAAUUUUUUUAGGUGAUCUCUUCACUGUCUCAAUCGGUUUCCGUGGUCGCCUGACUGUGAAGCAGGAGAUCAUCCAGUCCAAUGAACAGCACCUGGACGCCUUUUUGUCGGCGGCAGAGUGGUUCGUUCGGAACCAGGAUGAGCAGGUGAGAAGUCCUUGAGGCGCGCUUGGACUUUCUUACUCAGGGAGGUUGGAGCGUGCCAGUGGAACGCGCGAUUGCAGAAAGAAGACUUGUGCUGGCCCCUGGAUGGCACUCCGCCAUGGCUCAAGGUCCCUUCGAGAUUCCCGAGUGUUUCAUUAUUCAUCGCUAUCUUCAGGACACGGAUUGUCGUUGUUAACGAGAGCUUUCAGCGAGACCAAAGAGGAGAAGUUCUUGACGGCAGCGCUGAAGGCCAUUGAUUUGUUCAACAAGGUCAGGAGCUCAUAGCGAACAUUUUUUUUAUUUGAUUGAAAACUUAAGUGAAUUCCAUUUAAGAUUUUUAGCAGUUUUAUGAAGAAGGUUGAAAUGUGUGGUUUCCGCUCUGAAGCUUCUUUUGUAUUUAGUUUCAUUUUUCAAAGUUUUGUAUGUUUCUAUCCUUUUUGAUUAGUCUGUAUUGUAUCCUUCUUAGAAUGAGGUUCGAGUUAUAUGAAAAAAAACGAAGUUCUUUAAAUUUCACUGUGACUCUUGAUACUUCAUAGGCUAAGUCAAAAAGGAUGGAAAAAGGCUCCAAGGUUAGGGUGAGGAAGGCUCCUUUUUUGCUGCCUUUUAUCAUUAUUCCAUCGGCUCUUUUGCACUGUUUUUGCUGCCAUUCCCUUCCCGCGGUUCCUUGAGUCAUUAUCCCAGAAAAUGCGCUUUGGCAAAUAAUCUUGACUUGUUCCUCCCACUUUUCUUAAUCUUUUGAAGCGAACAAGUCAUAUGCCAGAGAAAAGCUCUUUUCGAACCAAAUAUCUUGAGAGAUGAAAAUUUCAUUUACUUUCAGUCCUCUGAAGAAGGCGGUGUCCAGAACGAGAUAUUCGGCUUCCCUUGGUACGAGGAAUACCCGACUUUGCCAGGCUCUUUUGUCCUCAACGGAUUCCUGUACUCUCUCAUUGGUCUUUACGAUUUCAGUGAAUUGCAACUGAACUCUGACGGUAGAACUUUUUUCAGAGAGAGAGAGAAGGAUUUCACAAGAAAGCGAUUUAGAUAAUGAGAAAUAUUAUGCCAAACUGAACGAAGCCAAAAAGCUGUACGACGUGGGUGUUGCUUCUUUGAAGGCUCUUUUGCCGCUUUUCGACACUGGGAGCGGUUCGAUUUACGACCUGCGGCACGUCGCUUUGGACACCGCUCCAAAUCUGGCCAGGUAAAAUAUUUAUUUGAUUUCGUAAUAUAAGAGACGAGCUUCUUUUGUUAGACAGUUUGAACUUUUCAGUAAAAAACGAUAUUUUUUUAGAUUUCCUGGAAAUUCUUUUAUAAUGUUGAGAUAAAAAAAAUAAAUUUCAAUAAAGCUGCAUUGUACAAAAUUGAAAAAUCCGACCAAAAUGCCAAGGAAAAAAAGGAGAAAGUAGAUUCUAUUUAUUUUAAGCUUCCUUGAUAAGGGAGUUAAAAACUAGAAAAGUUUUUAAGUGCUGUCCUUUUUUUCAAGACUUUCUUGAUCAAAAAGAAAAGAUUGUCUGAGGAGAUCUAAUUUUUAGAUGGGACUAUCAUGGAGUGCAUGUGUAUCUGCUGAAGUGGAUUGCAAACAUCGAAAACGACGCGAAAUUGGAAGAGACUGUGCGUCGUUGGGUCAGCUACGCAUAUGGAAAACGGGCCAAACACAACUGA